Molecule: messenger RNA, 1603 nt
Organism: Rhododendron vialii
Lineage: Eukaryota; Viridiplantae; Streptophyta; Magnoliopsida; Ericales; Ericaceae
Exons: 8
Coding region: 411-1181 (256 amino acids)
Cellular component (GO): cytosol
Source: RefSeq, a predicted model, not a curated record
UUUUUUUUUUCCUUCUUCUGGGUUUGGUUCAAAUAAUCAUGAGGUGAGUGGAUGUAGGCUACCAAUUGACUGAUACAUUGGCUGUUAGUAAUUUCCGUUGACGAGUCAACUCAGUGAAACUUGCCUUGCCAGUAGAUUGCUUAUUGAUAGGAAACUUUGCAAUUCAUGAAUGCUUGAAUUUUUUGGAAACACAACACAAUUAAUGGGGCUGCCAUAAUGGUCCUUCACCACCUCGAUUCUUUUGCACGGAGAUCACAGCUUGAAAACUCUCAGAUUGAGUUAAAAUAGCCUAAAAGGAAAUUAAUUCCUUUGCCAACAAGGAAUUGGCUUAAGCUGGCCCUAGAAAUUGAAGACCACCGAAGCACAUACCCCUUGUACGCAGUCAAUAGCGAAUUAUAGAGUUAUCAGUUAUGCAGCAACAGAAAGUCAUAAUACCAAACAACAAUGGAGAAAAGCUUGUUGGGAUAUUACAUGAAAGUGGAUCUGUGGAGAUUGUGAUCUUGUGCCAUGGUUUCCGAUCCACAAAGGAAAACGACACUAUGGUGAACCUUGCUGUUGCUUUAGAAAAAGAAGGAAUCACUGUCUUUCGCUUUGACUUUUCUGGAAACGGGGAAAGUGAAGGUUCCUUUAAUUACGGGCACUAUUGGAGUGAAGCAGAGGACUUACGUGCUGUAAUUCAACACUUCAGUGGCACAAGCCGUAGAACAAGUGCAAUUCUUGGCCACAGUAAAGGAGGAAAUGUGGUGCUCUUGUAUGCGUCAAAGUAUCAUGAUAUCCCCACUGUGGUUAACGUUUCUGGUCGUUAUGAUUUGAAGAAAGGAAUUGAAGAACGUAUGGGUAAAGACUUCUUUGAACAAAUCAGGAAGGAUGGAUACUUUGAUGUUAAAAAUAAAAAAGGAGAAGUUGAUUACCGAGUGACUCAGGAAAGUUUGACAGAUCGCCUAAAUACAAAGAUGCAUGACGCAUGCCUUCAGAUCGACAAAAACUGCAGGGUAUUGACAGUCCAUGGAUCUGCUGAUGAAACCAUUCCAGUCGAUGAUGCAGUGGAGUUUGCCAAGAUCAUACCUAACCACAAGUUACACGUUGUACAAGGAGCAAAUCAUGUUUACACCAAGCACCAAACUGAAUUAGCUUCAGUUGUUUUGCCCUUCAUAAAAGAGGGUAUUCACAAAGGUGCUUAAAGGAACCCAUUCGCCGUUGAGAGAGAUUCUUGAGCUAUAAAGGGAUUAUCAAAUUUUCUUUUUUCAAAAAAGUACAUGCAAGAAACCUAAUCUAAUAUAAAAAAAGUAAAAUAAGGCUGUAAGAUUCUUGCUACUUUAAUUUUGCUCAUUUCAUUUUUGGAGUAGUAGUGAAACAGUAUGAAGUGGUGUGUAGUGCAUGUUAUGAUGUAUGUGGUAGAAUAAGAAAAGUAAAGUCCUAUGAUGUAUGUAGUAGAAGUGGCGUGUAGUGCAUGCUAUGAUGUAUGUGGUAGAAUAAGAAAAGUAAAAUGUUAUGAUGUAUGUGAUGUAAGCAAGCUCCUCCUUACACCUAUAAAAGGAGGGCUCCUCCCCAUUGUAAAACAAAGUCAGCGUGUUCUCAGUAAUAUAUUUCUCUGUUGCUCUCU